AUGGUUCGAUUAACUAAUGGCAUGGGGGUGCAGGUGGAGGAUACCAAGAUCGCCGUGGUCAUGGUUGGCUUGCCGGCUCGGGGAAAGAGCUUCAUUGCCCAGAAAGCGCAACGCUAUCUCAAAUGGCUCUCCAUCGAGGCCAGGACCUUUAACGUAGGCAGCUAUCGACGUGAGUCGGCCGCCCAGCCCACCGCCGACUUCUUCGACAUGAAGAACCACGAAGGAGAGCGCAUGCGCCGGGCCGCCGCCGAAGCCGCCAUCAGCGACAUGGUCACCUGGUUCCGCGAGUCCAACGGCACCGUCGCCAUCCUCGACGCCACCAACUCCACCAAGGAACGCCGGAAAUGGGUGGUCGAGCAAUGCAACAAGGAAGGGAUCGAGGUCCUGUUCGUCGAGAGCAAGUGCGACGACGAGGAGCUCAUCAUGGCCAACAUCCGCGACGUGAAGACCACCUCCCCGGACUACGUCGGCCUCGACCCAGAGGAAUCCGCCCGGGACUUCCGCGAACGCAUACGCCACUACGAAAAGGUGUACAAGUCCAUCGACGAGGACGGCGACGAGGGCCACCUUACUUUUCUCAAAAUCAUGGAUGUCGGCAAGCAGGUCAUCAUCAGCCGCAUUCAGGAUUAUCUGCAAAGCCGCAUCGUCUACUACCUUAUGAAUCUGCAUAUUCGGCCUCGUUCCGUGUGGCUAUCAAGACACGGCGAAUCAAUGUUCAAUCUGGAGGGCCGUAUUGGUGGUGACACAAGUCUGUCUCCGCGUGGCGAGCAAUACGCGCGGAAACUCCCCGAUCUUGUCCGGGAGUCAGUCGGUGAUGACCGCCCCCUGACCGUGUGGACCUCCACAUUGUCUCGAACUAUUUCGACGGCGCGCUUCCUGCCUAGCCACUACAACCAGCUCCAGUGGAAAGCGCUGGACGAGCUCGACUCGGGCGUCUGCGACGGCCUUACGUACCAGGAGAUCAAGGACCGCUACCCCGACGACUUCGCCGCCCGCGACGAGGACAAAUACAACUACCGCUACCGUGGCGGCGAGUCGUACCGCGACGUGGUCAUCCGGCUCGAGCCCAUCAUCAUGGAGCUGGAGCGCUCCGAGGACAUCCUCAUCGUCACUCACCAGGCCGUCCUCCGCUGCAUCUACGCCUAUUACAUGAAGAAGGACCAAAAGGAGAGCCCCUGGAUGAACGUCCCGUUGCAUACCCUCAUCAAGCUGACGCCGCGGGCCUACGGUACCGAGGAAGUGAGGUACGAGGCUAAGAUCCCGGCCGUCAGCACAUGGCGCGGCAAGGGGUCGACGGCGAAGCACGAAAACCCCAAUGGAACUGAGAGUUUGUGA
Molecule: messenger RNA, 1335 nt
Organism: Sodiomyces alkalinus F11
Lineage: Eukaryota; Fungi; Ascomycota; Sordariomycetes; Glomerellales; Plectosphaerellaceae
Product: fructose-2,6-bisphosphatase
Exons: 4
Coding region: 1-1335 (444 amino acids)
Biological process (GO): fructose 2,6-bisphosphate metabolic process; fructose metabolic process
Cellular component (GO): cytosol
Molecular function (GO): ATP binding; fructose-2,6-bisphosphate 2-phosphatase activity; 6-phosphofructo-2-kinase activity
Source: RefSeq, a predicted model, not a curated record